CAGCAUCAGAUCCGAGUCUCUACACUAAAUUGAUAUCUCUAAAUCCAGAAUUGCGCACUCCUUUACCAUGUAUAAAUCUGAGCUGACCCCCAGCUUCGCGCCGUUCAUCGGCAUGGCUGGAAUUGCCAUAGCGAUGAUUUUCGGGUGUAUUGGCGCCGCCUACGGAACUUGUAAAUCUGGAAUGACCAUUGUCGGCGUGGGCAUUAUGCGACCGGAUCUUGUCAUGAAGAGCCUGAUGCCGGUCGUCAUGUCUGGGAUCAUAGCAGUCUAUUCACUUGUGGUCUCGGUCCUCAUCGUUGAAGAGAUCCGGCCCCCUUCACCUUCGGAACCAAACUACAGCCUAUAUGCGGGAUUCCUCCAUCUUGGAUGUGGUAUCGCUGUCGGCCUAACGGGGCUCUGUGCGGGCUAUUGCAUUGGCGUCGUGGGUGAUCAUGGCGUUCGCGCAUAUAUGGAGCAGUCUAAAGUUUACGUCGGCAUGAUCUUGAUUCUGAUUUUCGGAGAAGUCCUGGGUUUAUAUGGUCUCAUCGUCGCGGUGCUUCUCAACACCAAGAGUAAGGUGUAAUGGCCUGCCUACAGGACAGUAUGCACGCGAUAUCGCUGCCGCGCUGUAAGCUGUACAAUGUCCCUAAUGCCCAAUAAGGCAUUUUGUGUAUUAUCAGUAGGCUCCUACGUAUAUCUUACAGAAGAUACUCAUCACACACCCUGGCACAUAGUAAUGGAAAAGCACUCCAACAGUAGGUUGGUGGUUCUUAAUAGUGGGACACGAAAACCAAUAACACGAGAUAGCCCGAGCUAUUGCAAC
Ilyonectria robusta is the source of this 802-nucleotide messenger RNA. Its product is annotated as vacuolar ATP synthase 16 kDa proteolipid subunit 2. The transcript is spliced from 6 exons. Gene Ontology annotation, biological process: proton transmembrane transport. The record is from RefSeq and is a predicted model, not a curated record. Bases 68 to 562 code for a protein of 164 amino acids. Gene Ontology annotation, molecular function: proton-transporting ATPase activity, rotational mechanism. Gene Ontology annotation, cellular component: proton-transporting V-type ATPase, V0 domain. NCBI's taxonomy places the organism in Eukaryota, Fungi, Ascomycota, Sordariomycetes, Hypocreales, Nectriaceae.